AUGACUCUUCAAAGAAAGAAGCAAUCUGACGUUCUGCGUUUCUUGCUCCGUGUCAGAUGUUGGGAAUACAGACAGAAGUCUGUCAUCCACCGUGCCACCAGACCAUCCAGACCAGACAAGGCCAGAAGAUUGGGUUACAAGGCCAAGCAGGGAUUUGCCAUCUUCCGUGUCCGUGUCAGAAGAGGUAACAGAAAGAGACCUGUUCCAAAGGGUGCUACUUACGGUAAGCCAACCAACCAGGGUGUUUCCCAGCUCAAGUACCAAAAGUCCUUGCAGACCACUGCCGAGGAGAGAGUCGGAAGAAGAGCUGCCAACUUGAGAGUCUUGAACUCUUACUGGAUCAACCAGGACUCCACCUACAAGUACUUUGAGGUUAUCUUGAUCGACCCACAACACAAGGCUAUCAGACGUGACGCCCGUUACAACUGGAUCGCCAACCCAGUCCACAAGCACCGUGAAGCCAGAGGUCUCACUUCCUCCGGAAAGAAGUCCAGAGGUAUCAACAAGGGUCACUUGUUCAACAAGACCAAGGCUGGUCGUCGUCACACCUGGAAGAAGCACAACACUUUGUCCUUGUGGCGUUACAGAUCCUAA
Molecule: messenger RNA, 594 nt
Organism: Kuraishia capsulata CBS 1993
Lineage: Eukaryota; Fungi; Ascomycota; Pichiomycetes; Pichiales; Pichiaceae
Exons: 2
Coding region: 1-594 (197 amino acids)
Biological process (GO): cytoplasmic translation
Cellular component (GO): ribosome; cytosolic large ribosomal subunit
Molecular function (GO): structural constituent of ribosome; RNA binding
Source: RefSeq, a predicted model, not a curated record